This is a messenger RNA of Funneliformis mosseae, 158 nucleotides long. NCBI's taxonomy places the organism in Eukaryota, Fungi, Glomeromycota, Glomeromycetes, Glomerales, Glomeraceae. The record is from the annotation of a GenBank genome assembly.
CAUCAUUUUCGGGAAUUCCAACAAGAGCCCUACCAAAUGAGUCAAGUGCGUCAAGUGUACCAUUCCCACCGGCAAACAAUGUUAAUAAAGGUGCUCAAUAUGGGUCUGAUAAAGGAAAACGGAUUAUCACAAGUAAUCCAAGCCAGGGUCAAAAAUGA